AUGAACAAUUGUGACUCUAUUCUCUUUCCCACAGAUCAUGUAUCCAGAGGCAUCACACAGGGGUGGAAGAUAAGCCAGGAGGAUUUUGUGGAGAAUUAUGACCCAAGUGUCCUUCCAGGUGUGACUUACCUUCUCUAUGAAAUCAAGUGGAACCAUCGCAGAAGGCACUGGCAAAGAUGGAUCUGUAGUGCUGGCGGUGAGCAUGCUGAAACAUACUUCCUGGAAGAUGUCUAUAGAAAGCUAAGAUCUAAUCCUUUUGUCCACUGCUCCAUCACCUGUUACAUAUCCUGGAGUCCCUGUGGGUACUGCUGCCAGGAGAUCAUGGAUUUUCUGGAGGAAAUGCCUAAUGUGAAUCUAGUCAUUUAUGUAGCACGGCUCUACUGGCACAAAGAGGAAACCAAUCGUCAGGGUCUGUGGAACCUGGAGAAUAUUGGAGUGUCCAUCCAAGUCAUGGAUCUCCCAGAUUAUAACUACUGUUGGAAUACAUUUGUUGACGAUGAGGACAAGGAUGAAGAUGAAGAUGAUUAUUGGCCCAGGCACUUUGCUCCAUGGAUAAUGCUAUAUUCUCUCGAACUCCAGUCCAUCCUUCAGAACAUUCCCUCUUGCUUAGAGAUUUCAUCAGAUGAGAACUAUACUCCAGUUUUCAGCCUAUGUGUAGAAGAUGAGGAACAGAAAAGAGCACUCACAUCAGCCAAUCCCUAUUAUACCAAAGGAUCCUGCUGCAGGGAAGGGUCGGGUUGGAGAGAGAGAGGUAAAGCCAUGGCUGCUGGUUGGAACAGAGAUCAUGUAUCCAGAGGCAUCACACAGGGGGGGAAGAUAUUCCAGGAGACAUUUAUAGACACUUAUGACCCAAGUGUCCUUCGAAGGAUGCAAUACAUGCUCUAUGAAAUCAAGUGGAGCAAUAACAAAAAGCCCUGGCAGAGCUGUUGCCAUAGCACUCGAACAGAACAUGCUGAAAUUCAUUUCAUAGAAGAUGUCUUUCAGGAGCAAAGAUCUGAUCCUUCUGCCCACUGCUCCAUCACCUGGUACAUGUCCUGGAGUCCCUGUGGGGACUGCUGCAAGGAAAUUAGGGAUUUCCUGAAGGACCAGCCUAAUGUGAAUCUAGUUAUUUAUGUAGCACGGAUCUACUGGCACAAAGAGGAAACCAAUCGUCAGGGUCUACGGAGCCUGGUGAACAUUGGAGUGACCAUCCGAGUCAUGGACCUCCCAGCUUAUAGCUACUGUUGGAGAACAUUUGUUGAUGAUGAUGACGAGGAUGAAGAUGAUUAUUGGCCCAGGCACUUUGCUCCAUGGAUAAUGCUAUAUUCUCUCGAACUUCAGACCAUCCUUCAGAACAUUCCGUCUUGCUUAGAGAUUUCAACAGAUGAGAACCAGACUCCAGUUUUCAGCCUAUGUGUAGAAGAUGAUCAACAGAAAAGAGCACUCACAUCAGCCAAUCCCUGAUAGCCGCCAGUAUCCUGGCCUGGGCAGCCAGCAAAUCUCUGGAUGCCACAAGUGUAUUGAACCAGGCCAUCAUGGAGAAGGGAUGUUGAUAGGACCCUAGAAUGUUUAAUCAUUCCAGUUUGAUUUAGGUACUCAUAGCCAUUUCCUUCCCAUUGCUUCAGCUUGUAGCAUUUUGAAAAGUGAAUCAUGUUUAAAUAUUUAAUGUGGUAUAGUGACUGGGUCAUGUUAACACCUGUGACUCAGUGUACGGGUUUAUUCCAUCACAGUUAGCACAAGAGUAUCUUGCUUAUUCUGCGUCCAAUGCUGUUUCACAAAAUGAACGUAACACUAUAUGGUUUGCUUUGUGUAAGCAGUUUAUAAGGAACUAAUUCAUUAUUCGAUAACAUAUGUAAAGACCUUACAGAGAAUUUAUUCUCCAGGAUUAUUUUUCUGAAUGAUUUUUCUCUUGAUAGAUUUCUAGGUUUUACUUUCUCUGUCUUUUAUCAACAUAACAUUUGAAUAAAAUAUCUAUAAUCUAAGGAAGCAC
Messenger RNA from Chelonoidis abingdonii (Abingdon island giant tortoise), 1969 nucleotides. RefSeq names its product DNA dC->dU-editing enzyme APOBEC-3F-like. The record is from RefSeq and is a predicted model, not a curated record. Gene Ontology annotation, molecular function: RNA binding; cytidine deaminase activity; zinc ion binding. Lineage: Eukaryota; Metazoa; Chordata; Testudines; Testudinidae. Gene Ontology annotation, biological process: cytidine to uridine editing. Gene Ontology annotation, cellular component: cytoplasm; nucleus.